Messenger RNA from Vespula pensylvanica (western yellowjacket), 3504 nucleotides. RefSeq lists its product as uncharacterized. The coding region runs from base 562 to 3138 and encodes 858 amino acids. Lineage: Eukaryota; Metazoa; Arthropoda; Insecta; Hymenoptera; Vespidae. The record is from RefSeq and is a predicted model, not a curated record. The transcript has 3 exons.
AGAGUGCGAAAAGGGUGAGAUAUUCGUAGAGAUAAUUAAAAGGGGGUUUCAUCAACAUACUCGUGGCCGGUCCGCUACACGCGGGAAACCGGUAGAGAAACUUCGAAAGGGAAGAAGAGAAAGAGAGGGAAAGAGGAAGUCGGCGACUCGAUAUCAAGCAAACAGCAAACGACAACGACAGAGAAGAAAAAGAAUAAAAAGCGGAAGAGAAGAAAGAGGAGGAAGAGAAGGAAGAAGAAGAAGAGGAGGAGGAGGAGGAGGAGGAGGAGGAGGAGGAGGGGGAGGAAGAGGAAUAGAAAGAGCACGUCGAUUUGGAAACAGGUGUAGGUCAGUCGAAGUCCGGGGCAAAGUGGCGGAAAUUUGUGGAGUAAUUGAACGUGAUAAAGGAGGAGAGGAAGAGCAUCCUCGUAAAACGCAACUUAUCUUUCGACGUAUCACGCGAUCCCGAAUGAUAAUUCCAAUGCGACGAGCGUCAAGAGGAAGGUGACGAGGUUGGGUCACAUACGAGAGUCGAAUAAGAUCAAGCAAAGAUACUUGAGCUUGGUGGGACAUCGGAGGACGAUGAUGAUGUUACGAUCGUUUUUACUUAUUCUCUUCCUCGUUGUAAGGCAUUGUGAAUUGGCACCGAUGAGAGCCAAGGACUUGGCUCUAAACGAUGAGAUACCAUCGUCGUCAUCGUCGUCAUCGUCUUCGUCGUUGUCGUCGUCGUCGUCGUCAUCGUCGUCUUCGUCAUCAUCAUCAUCAUCGUCAUCGUCAUCAUCAUCAUCAUCAUUGUUGUCCUCCUCGAUGCCAACGUCAAGAAAAGGAUCUCGAGGCUCAUCUUCGCCAAGCGAAUUAACUUGGGAAGCUUGGUUGUUGGUCGAUGCACAAGCCGGUGAUCACGCUGGCUUAGACUCGGCAAACAUUUUACGAAAAAUCACUCCGAAGAGUAUUUUCUUCGCUCCGACUCGCAUCGAAUGCGCCGAAGGCUAUCGUGCUGAUACCAUGGACAGAUGCGUAAAAGAUGUCAAAAUUGAUCACGAAGCGCAAUUCGAUUUCCUCUUGAAACGCGUCAGUGCUAUGUACUUGCAACGAUUUGGUGCUAAUACUCAGGAUCAAAAGACGAAGGAUCAGAAACACUCUUCUGGUCCACUUCAAUUAAGCAUUCCCUUGCUCGGUGCACCGAUAGCUGCUUCUCCUGUUGAGACUCAACAGAUAACGAAGAACGAGGAUGAAGGGACGAAUGAACCCCUGAAGGAGACGGUUACCGUUUACGAAGCUAAGAACGAGACGACAACGGAAGAAGAAGAAGUAGAAGGAGAAGAAGAAGAAGUUGAAGUAGAACAAGAAGAAGAAUCAAAAGAGGAAGAUAAGAAAAUAAUUUUUCUCGGAAAUGCCAGUAGCAAUACCUUUGUCGAUAAAAACGAUUCUCCUAACGAAUCUUUCAAAUCCGAAGGUAUCAUUCCCGUUGCUGAAUUCGUGGACGAGACAAAUGGUAGUAGCUUUUCAGAGAUAGUAGAUUACAAAAUACCGAUCGAUCUAAAAAACAUUUUAAAUGUCACGAACGCGAAGAAAAAAAGCAACGGGAGUGAGAUCGUUGAGGAUCCGAGAAUGAAAGAAAUAUUUUCGAUGAACGUUACGAGUAUGUCACCAACGCUGGUUUUCGUUUUGACACCAACGAAACAGCCUCAAACCGAAUCAUCCGUUUCUUCGGAGAAUCCACCGGAUGAUCCUCCGGAGGAUUCCUCGAAUGUUACCACAGAUCACGUGAUCGUUCGAAUGACCGAAUCAAUGAAAAAUUCAAGCAAUCAAGAGAUCGACGUAGGAAGCGAGUCGAACUCGAUGGUGCCACCCCUGAGACAAUUUUCCGAGAUCCCAUUAAUCAUUGAGGAUAAAAUCGAGAAUAAUGGUAGUAGUUCGGAGGCUUCUGGAAUGAAAAUAAACGAUGGGGAAGAACAGGAAACGACGUACGAGGAUGAACCAGUUGAGGAAGACAUCGACGAGGAUGACGAUGAAUACGUUGACAAUACCGAUACACCAGAGGAAGAAUUCACCGAACUCGAAGGUGAGAUUUUGAAACAUGGCGAAGCCGGGAUCACUAUACCUGUAAAGAAUUUGGAUAGAUUACAUUUGGAGGAGGAACAUCGAGAAAAAACUGAGGAAUCGGUUGUUAAAAAAAAAAACGAGAACGAUACAUUUGACUCCUCCCGAGAUGAAAUUUCUAUUCGAUUCAAUCAUACCAUCUUUAAUAUAGACGAGCCUGAUAGCAACAUAUCCAGUGAGGCAACUAUCAAGGAUGAUGUCAUUAUAGAGACAACGUUGUUGAACGUUGAUCCCAUGAAACUUUCGAACGAUAGUAAAUCUCCUUUUAGAAACGAUAGUUCGGAAAACGACGAGGAUGAGCGUUUUAACGAACAUUUUGAGUCAGAAAAAACUCAAGAUGCAAGAUCAAAGAUAUUAUUCCCGAAGGGAAAGGUUCGUACGACGAUAUCAACGAGUACGGAAGAAAAUGGUAAAUUGGAGGAUCAGGUAAGUAAGACAAGGUCCGAUGAGAAAGAAAAGAAUCCAACGGAUUUGAGGAACGUCGAGCUCGUUGCUGAACCUUCAUCCUCGGAGUCUCUUUUAUACGAUCCUCGAUCUGGUGAUCGUUAUACGGGAGAAUCGAUAGUAGAAUUGGGGGAUUCAAAAAAAACCACUACUAGCAGACCUAACACUCGAAAUCUCUUAGAUCUCGAAGGUUCGUCGAGUUUCGUAAGAUCGGCACAAAGUUACGUAAAAUUUCCUUCAGACGAGAUCAACAGUAUACACAAUCAGGAUUACAAAGAACGAGGGCAACAUCUUUACGACGAAGGACUCUACUCUAGCACUAGCACGAAAAGUAGCGUACCGGUUCAUCAGAAAUCAUCUUACCCUAGAACACCAACCGGCUGGAGAAUAGAUCGUCAACAACAGCCAGAUCAUGAAAGAAAUCGUUCGGUCGUUGUUCAAAAACAAAAACCAAGGCAACCAAUGUAUUUGUCUCGAACGAAGGCACCUCUGACGAGGAACUCUCCUAGUCUAUAUUCCAUCAGUCAACCUCCUCGUAGUGCUACGAUCAUGGAUAGAGGUUAUAGAAAUACUUAUGUUCAAGUAUCACCCUUUCAUAGGGUUGGAUACUAAAAUCCAUAUCGGAAGAAUUAUUCGCCUGAUUAAGCGAAGAAGAUGAUAUUGAUGAUCUUCGCGUGAGGGCUAUCAAUGACGUCGCUCUCCGCUGAAAAUGAAAUGCCCUGAGAAACGAGCCAACGACUCGAUGUUGUCGACUUUGAAAAAGGUCGAUAGACGCUCUUGGAACUGUGCCAAAUAAAAUCAAGGUUCAAAAGGAGUUAGGCUAUCGCUCGCUAAGAACGUGUGAUACGCGAUCGGGAACGCUUGCUGUUUGGCAUACUUAUAUCAUUUCUUAUAUCCGAAUCGAACAAUCUCUAACGAUUCGAACGAUUUUGAAAGAAAAAAAAAAAAGAAAGAAAAAGAAAAAAGGAAAAAAGAAGA